Messenger RNA from Phycodurus eques (leafy seadragon), 5606 nucleotides. RefSeq names its product inhibitor of nuclear factor kappa B kinase subunit epsilon (gene ikbke). Gene Ontology annotation, biological process: peptidyl-serine phosphorylation. The record is from RefSeq and is a predicted model, not a curated record. Gene Ontology annotation, cellular component: cytoplasm. The transcript is spliced from 22 exons. The coding region runs from base 354 to 2546 and encodes 730 amino acids. Gene Ontology annotation, molecular function: ATP binding; protein serine/threonine kinase activity. Lineage: Eukaryota; Metazoa; Chordata; Actinopteri; Syngnathiformes; Syngnathidae.
ACCCACUUUAAACGCUGGUUUAUCUACCGAAAUUAGUAUUUUGUGGCUGCUCCUCUCUUCUAAAAGUCCACGUAAUGGAUACAAGUUUAACCAGGAGGUGACUUUUCGCUUCAGUGACAUAUUUUGGAGGUAGCGUUUGAAACCGUUCACGUUAGCACAUUUAGCUCCGUUUCCGCAAUCAAAACUCAACCGCAGCAGACAGCGAGCCGAGCAGACACUUCCUCCGUGAGUCCAAAUUCUGAAAUGUGGUUACCAGCGCUGCUUUGAGACAGAACUACAACACCCUUUUGGCCCCAAAUACCGAAGGAAAGGAAAGCUCGCGGCAGCCAUUGUAAAGACAUUCAACCUCAGAGAUGACAGCAAGCACCCCCAACUACUUGUGGUCCUUACAGGAUGUCCUGGGUCAAGGGGCAACUGCCUGCGUCUACAAAGCUCGAAAUAAGAGGACAGGUGAGUUGGUGGCAGUCAAGGUGUUCAACUUGGCGAGCUACAACCGCACUCACGAGGUCCAGAUGAGGGAGUUUGACAUGCUGAGGAAGCUCAACCACAAAAACAUUGUCAAGCUUUUUACAGUGGAGGAGCUGCCAUCUAAACAGAAAGUUCUAGUCAUGGAAUUUUGCUCAGGGGGAAGUUUGCUCAACCUGCUUGAAGAGCCAGAAAAUGCUUUUGGCCUGGCCGAGACAGAGUUUCUCACUGUAUUGCAAUGUGUUGUGCAGGGAAUGAACCAUCUACGAGAGAACGGCGUGGUGCACAGGGACAUUAAACCGGGCAACAUAAUGCGGCAGACGGGCGAGGACAGUAGGUCUGUCUAUAAGCUGACUGACUUUGGAGCGGCAAGAGAAUUGGAGGAUGACGAAAAGUUUAUGUCCAUCUACGGAACUGAAGAAUAUCUGCACCCAGACAUGUAUGAGCGUGUGGUGCUUCGUAACCAUCACCAGAAGUCCUAUGGAGUGAGUGUGGACCUGUGGAGCGUCGGGGUGACAUUUUACCACACUGCCACUGGGUCUCUCCCCUUCAUGCCAUUCAGAGGGCCCCGCAGGGACAAGCAAACCAUGUACAAAAUCACCACAGAUAAACCAAUGGGGGCCAUUUCUGGAUUACAGCGGGUCGAUAACGGACCAAUAGAGUGGAGCUCAUACCUGCCGGACAGCUGCCAACUGUCACAGGGUCUCAAGAUGCAUCUAGUUCCAGUACUUGCUGGUAUUCUUGAGGUGGAUCAGGAGAGGUGUUGGAGCUUUGACCAGUUCUUCACAGCCACAACAGACAUCCUGCAGCGGCAGCCUGUGCACCUAUUUGCUCUCCAGCAGGCCAUGGCGCACUGUGUCUACAUACAUCAUUACAACACGAUGUCUGUCUUCUUUGAGGAGGUGGCGAUGCACACUGGAAUUGAUGUCCAGCACCAACAGCUACUCUACUUGGGACAUGAACUCCCACUCGAGGGCAGCAUGAAGGUGGUCAAUCUCCCUCACACGACAACUGCAAGGCCUCUCAUCCUGCUGAGUCACGGGCCAGAAGCAAGCAGCAGCCUACCCUUCAGAGAACCAGAGACUCCCAUCAUCCCACCCAAGUUUGAUGUAAUGGCAGACUACAACUUUACCAAGUUAAUAGUGGGAGUGGUCCACCAGUAUCUGAGAAUAGUACAGUUGCUGCACUCACACAGAGAGCUGCUACUGGAAGGAUAUUACAGUUACAUGAAGAGGAGAUUGCAGUGGAAAAAAAGGAUGAGGGUGCGCAGGGAGUGUGGGGAAGCUAUGCACAGUAUUGCGCAGAUAAGCAUUAGACUCAAGUCCUGCCUGGGCGUACAACACAGGAUAUUCACUCUAGGUCACCAUGCUUCAGAAAACCUGGGUGCAGUUGAUAAGAAUGACAGGUUGCAGCAGGUCAAUGAGCACCUGCCUGGGUACGCCGCAGGCAUUCAGGAAUUUCAGAACCGCCUGGAUCACUUGCAGAUAGAGCAGGCCAGGCUAGCAGAGACCCUGAAUAAUGACAGAAGCUGUCAAAAAAUGCAGAUGCUCCUUCAAAAGAUUGUGGCGAUUCAUCAACUUUACCGGAAAGACAGACUCUCAGGCAAAUUGUUGUAUAAUGAUGAACAAAUCCACAAGUUUGAGAAAAUCCACCUGUCCUCGCACAUCAAGCGUGUGAAGUCUCUUAUUAGAGAAAACUGUGCACUAAGAUACAAGGAUCUCUUGGACACCACUAGGACAUGGAGCAGAAUUUUACUGGAGAUGCAGAACCAUCUACAAGACUUCAGUUCCUUCUCCACAGGCUUGUUGGCUGACCUUGAGAUAACGGAGCAACACCAAAACAAAAUUCUGGACAGAAUCUUGGUCACACUACAGCCAAGCAGAGGACAGCAGCAGCAGGAAAUACCACUCAGGGACAAGGAACAAAUGGUCUCCAGGUUUGUGAUGUACCACCUAAAGGAAGAAAUGGAAAUUCUGGUCCGGGAACUGCAGUGUAACAACACCAUUAUUGAGAGCAGUCUAGAAGCAGUGAACUCUGCAGUAGCCGUGAGGCCGAGCUUGGCCCGGCCCGCCACACUGUAACAGGCGCCUCGUUUUAAUUGCCUGGUGAACACUUGGUGGACGACUGCUGUGAUGCUAUCAAAGACUGCCUGCUACAAGAGGAAGCUGAAAACAGCAGAUUGUGACGCAAUUAAGAGAUAAGAUUCACAGUUGGGGACAAAACACCACAGAGGGAUUUUUGUGGUUUUCCAGCAAGCACUUCAAUGCGCACCUCAUUAAUACAUUUAUCCAUUCAUUUUCUAUACCGCUUAUCCCAUUCAAGGUCACGGGGAAGUGGAAUUCUAUUCCAGCUGGCAUCCGUCGAAAGGCACACUGCUAUUCCUUCACAGAACGUAAUACAUUUUCGUAGACUUUGCACCGAUUUUAUCGGCCUGAUCGGUAUCGGCCGAUAAUUAGCAUUUUAUGCUGAUCGUCUUUGUCAUAAUUCACCGAUCUGGUCAAUGACGUCAUUGAUCGGCUCCGCAAAAGACAUUUACUCCGUGUCGCCAUCGUGCACAGUAUAUUUGCAUCCAAAAGCUAGUUUAUUUUUAGCCUUGUCGCAUGUCUUUUGACGUAGUACUGUAAAUAUCAGACGGCCAAUAAAGUUAAAAAAUAAAUAAAUUAAAAAAUGUCGGCGGUGUGGGACAUACAACACGUCUGAGACAGACAACACGUAAUAUGUGGAUCAGACUACUAGACAAAUUUGGUCUUUCACGAUUGCACUAUGUUAGACAACUGCAAUAAAAUCUUGUAUUCAGAUACCAGCGCAUCCCGUUUUUUACGAUCUUUGGCUUUAUCUUGUCAAAUGCGACAGGAUACGCUCGUUACCGAGGGACCGUCAACAAGAGUGGAUCGCGCCGACUGUAUUGUAAGGACAAAAUGGGGGAAAAUGUGUGUGGACAUUCGUUUAAGCCUUGCUUGAGGUAUGUUCACGUACUUUUAAUACGAUACGGCUCGCAAGCAGGCAACAAAACGUUACAACAAGCAGGCAACAAGCUACUACUCGCACUAACGGUUGUACGUAAACAUGCCACCGUUCUGUCGAAUCAUGCUCUAAAGUUUCUGUGUGGCUGAAGUAAUUCAAUUACAGUAAGUUAGCACCCAUUAUUUCUGUCAUGUUGAAAUGUUGGUUUGACCUGACUGAUUAGAAUACACGAUCUGACUACAGCAGUGAUUUCCAACCUUUAUGUAGCCAACGAACAUAUUUUACAAUUGAAAAAAUUUCACGGCACACCCACAAACAAAAAUGUGACAAAAAGUGGAUACAUUAAUUACUGUAUGUACAUCCUGCCAUCUAAUAAAAGACCAUUCAUUUGUUCUGUCUGUCACUAUGCCUCACUGGCAUAAAUAGAUGAACAAAGAUACAUUAUUUAUUGUAAAUAUAUUUUUUUGAGCAAUUAAGUACACAAGUAUAGACAGUAAAUGAACAGGUCAUUUAAAUAGACACAUUGCUCCAUCUUGUAAUCGGCUCGGUGAUCGAUUAUCAUUUUUUUUUUAAGCUUGGUGAUCAUCCCCAAAAAUCCUGAUCGUGUAAAAGCUACAUUUUAGUGUUGUUAAAUUUCUAACAGACUGUCAUGUAGGGGUGUGCAGUAUAAACGGUAUACUUGGUAGACGGUGUAAAAGUGGCCAACGCUUUAGAUUUCAACUCUACCAAUCGUGAUAACGCUUGUUGAUGGCGUCAUAAUAUCUGCUUCAGUAUAAACAUGGCUGCGCAUUUUGUGCAGCACCAGCUAACUACAGGCUGCGGCUAUAGAAGAAGAAAAAUGAUAAGGGGGGGAAAAAGCCGCUGAGGGACUGGCACUGUACGCUUGUGUAACCUUCGACUCUGUUGCAGCAAAUAAGCAACACUUCUGACAAGUAUUGUUAUCACUAUUGGAGGACGAGGAUUAAUUUUCAGAAAACGGGGAAGCCAUGCUAACUGCUUAGCUAAACAUCAGAAUAAGUGCUUAAAUGGUACAGUAGGCUUUCACCGGAAUCUUGAAUCUGGCUUAGACCGCGUUACAGCGGAGACUAACUGUCAUGGAGUGGUGUUGGCACGACUCUUUAUAACUUCCCAUGCAGUCACAAACACAAGUUAGGUCUGUCGCUAGUCACACACUUCCUGCUUAGGUCCACGCUAUGUCAGAUGACCUACAACAGCCUUAGAUGGACAAAGCAUAUCUCACAACAGUAAGCACCUAUGAACAGGAAAAUACGAGGUAAUUUAUUGUCUUGAGAGGAAAAUAAUAACAGCUGCACAGCAAGCGCACAAGUCUGAAAAUCCAUCAUGUAUGUUACCGCAUACGUCAGCCAGGGGGAACCUAUAAGGUCUAAAGUAUUCCUAUAUAUUGUACGAAGUACUAGUAAAAAGGCUAAAGUCUUCCUUUUCACUCUUUUUUUUAUUUUUUUGGGGGGGUUGUUUAAUCAACCCCCAUCAUCCCCCAUUUCCCUCUCCAUCACAGUUUGGUUCUUUUAAAGUACUUUUCUAGUCUGUCCCUGUGUUGUUGUUUUCCCCCAUUUAGUGAAUAAUGCUUUGUGUUUUGAAAUCAUCUGCACAAGACAACCACACUAUUAGAGUACUGACUCAAAAGGGGGAAUUCCAAUUUGCUGUUUGUUUUUUAUUUCAGGCAUUAAUGCACACUUUCAGAUACUUCAAUUAUACAUCAAAUAGUCUACCUUAUUUUAAUAUUUGUUACAUGUUUAGGUUUUAUUCUGUUUUAUUGUUGGUAAUAAACUUGUCUAAUAUAAUAAGAAAAAUGAAAGUAAUGUCCCUCGAGUUUCCAGGAACGAUGCUUCUGUGAAGAUGACUCACUGUAUUCUGAAAUGUUAAAUCUUUGGGGGGAGGGGGUGUUCACGUGCCUUUGUGUUAUGCAGCUCGGAAAACAAAAUGUCACACGUUUCACACUUAGUCUGCACUUAUUUAAAUGUCCUUGCUAUUGGACACAUUUGUUUGUGAGUUCAAUUCACUAUAUAUGGGGAAAAUGAUGGGAUACCAACCAUAUGUAGGCUAUAUACAAGGAAAACUGCAGUACCUCUUCUAACAGUUUGAUUUGCUUCACAUACUUAUUUCUGUACUGUAAAAAAAUUGAUUGAGUUAAAAUGCAAAAAAAUAAAAAAAUAUUU